AUGUUCAUCGACCAAAGUUGGUCACUUGUCUUAAGUGCAAUAAUAGGAACUUAUUUAAAUGAAAGUACCAUCUGCAUAUUUUGGAACGAUAAAUUUGAGUUCCAACUGCAUCGCAGUGCUGAAUAUACCAGUUUUGUGGGAAUACAUAUCAAAUCUUUAAAAGGCAACCUGGACCGGGAUGUGGUUGAUGUUAAAGAAAGGAAAAAAGAGCUACAGGAAAACAAAUUACUGUUUGAUGACCUUCUUCUCAAAAUUACUGUGUCUAUUGAGGUGUCGCAUUGUGAGACAUUUAUUGUAUUUGACAAUAACAUUGUACAGUUUGUGGAAGCAUUUACUAAAGCGUCCAUAUACUCAAUUUGGAGGUCCUUACACAAUAAGUUUGUUUUUGCGCAUGUAGCUAACGAGUUGCAGGAGUGCUGUGAAAAUAUAUUUUUCGAGGAUCAACCAAACAUUUUAUUUGUUGUACGUGAUUAUUCAUCGGGAACUAUUUUCGACAUAAAAACAAACAAAUAUGUUGGGCCAAAAGCAGGAAAGCCUGCCCAGCUAAAACUUUUGGACAGAUAUUUGGCCUCCGAGCAGCGGUUUCAGUUUGGAAAAUUCCUUUUCCCAAACAAACUUAAGAACUUGCAGGGUCGAGAAGUCAUCAUAGCUGGAUUCGAUUACCCACCCUACACAGUUAUAAAACAUAAAACUAAUAGCAAUACGCGCGACCUAGGUGUGACCAAGGACUCCGAUCUACAAAAUGUUUACAUUGAUGGAACCGAAACUCGUGUUGUUUUAACUUUCUGUGAGAGAUUUAACUGUACUGUCCAAAUCGAUACGUCUGAAGCCGACGAUUGGGGAACUGUUUAUCCUAAUAUGUCUGGAUAUGGAGCCCUGGGCAUGAUCGUCAACCACAAAGUGGAUAUCUGCAUUGGCGCAAUGUACUCAUGGUCUGAAGACUAUUCGUAUUUAGAUCUCUCAAUGUAUCUUGUACGGUCUGGAAUAACGUGUCUCGUUCCAGCUCCUUUAAGGCAAGCCAGUUGGUACCUUCCCCUUGAGCCUUUUCAAAAGCAACUAUGGGCUGCAGUUCUAAUAUGCCUGUGUAUAGAAACUGUAGGAUUGGUGUUGGCCUAUAAAAGUGAGCAGGAAUUGUACGUAGCGCCAAGUUAUCGUGACGGCUGGUGGACUUGUACAAAGUCGGCGCUAUCUACAACAUUUAAGCUUUUUAUAUCACAAUCAGGAAACAGCAAAGCAACGUCAUUUACCAUCCGCGUGUUGCUUUUUGCGUGCUUUCUUAACGACUUAAUUAUAACCAGCAUAUAUAGCGGAGGCCUGGCGAGUAUAUUGACAAUUCCCAGCUUAGAAGAGGCGGCGGAUACAGUCCAACGCUUGCGGUCGCACCGAUUAGAAUGGGCGGCCAACUCCGAGGCUUGGGUUUCAGCCAUACGCGGUUCGGAAGAGUCAUUUGUACAGGACUUGCUGUUAAAUUUUCAUAUCUAUAGCGACGAACAGUUACUUCGACUCGCCCUGGAGCAGCGGGUGCACAUUGGGUUUACUGUUGAACGUCUGCCAUUUGGUCAUUUUGCUAUUGGAAACUAUUUGGUACCACAAGCCAUUGACCAGCUCGUAAUUAUGCAAGAGGAUCUAUACUUUCAGUAUACGGUGGCUUUUGUUCCCAGGUUGUGGCCCCUCCUCGAGAAUUUUAAUACCCUGAUAUACAACUGGCAUUCGUCUGGUUUUGAUAAGUAUUGGGAGUAUCGUGUAGUAGCCGAUAACUUAAAUCUGAAAAUACAGCAACAAGUCGAUGAAACCAAGUCCGGAGCCAAAGAAAACAUCGGACCGGUUAUGCUUGGAAUGUCUAACUUUGCCGGUUUUAUACUUGUCUGGCUGUUAGGAUCUGCUCUAGCCACGUUUGUGUUUUUGGUGGAGUUGCUUUGUCAAAAAAUAUAAUUUUUUUUGACGUUUACUUUCGUUAGGAUUGGGUAAUUUGGCACACAUUAGUUUUAACACUUACAAAACUGUUUUGGUAUUCUAUGACCUUGGAAGGCGUACUGGUAUAUAUAGCUCUAAAAUAUUUACAAUGCUGUCCACUGCACGCUGAUUAAUUAAAAUAAAUGUAGUCACAUUUGAUCGUCUAUCUUUUUGGUGCUUAACUUACAAAUGCAAUCCUCUCAUUUAGGCUACCGUCGAGUCAGCGCAAUUUACUGAACUUACAAUAAAUUGAAAAUCAAUUUAGUUAUUUGCUUUACGGGCUUUUGCUAAAAAUGGGUUAGGGGUAACUUGGGGGCCUAAGCAUUAAAAAAAAUAGUCG
This is a messenger RNA of Drosophila ficusphila, 2293 nucleotides long. RefSeq lists its product as uncharacterized. The coding region runs from base 1 to 1932 and encodes 643 amino acids. NCBI's taxonomy places the organism in Eukaryota, Metazoa, Arthropoda, Insecta, Diptera, Drosophilidae. The transcript is spliced from 8 exons. Gene Ontology annotation, cellular component: membrane. The record is from RefSeq and is a predicted model, not a curated record. Gene Ontology annotation, molecular function: ligand-gated monoatomic ion channel activity.